UGAACUCCAUUCCGGAGAUAUUUCCUUCUUUGCCUCCUAAUUCCAUGGAUUCCAAGUCCAUCUCAUCGCCUUCCGAGGCAUGCCCGGAGACGAUGGACUUUCUUUCGCGUACUUGGUGCGACUUUGCGGUUCAAGCUCUACAACCCGAGGUACAUGAUCGAUCAGUCAUCGUCGUAGACAAUCCGAUCAAGACAUUUGAGAGUGAUUCCCCGAUGUCGUUAACUAGGAUGGAGAAAAGCACAAAGACUGAUGCUACUGAUUUCAAGUCUUCUUUGCCACCAUGGAAAUCAAAUGAUGUGAAGUCAUGGAUAUGGAUGCAACAAGCUAUGCAUCCGGAACUGAAUUACAACAGCUGUUUUCGAAAGAAAUGGAUGCCGUGGAAGAUAUCCCCCUUCAAGGGCAUUUCAAUCAAGACAUGGUUGAAGGAGAUUAAAGCAAAGAGGAAGGAAGAAGAUAGACUACAAAGAGCCGAAGUGCACGCGGCAAUGUCAGUGGCAGGUCUAGCAGCAGCACUGGCUGCGAUUGCGGCUGAGAACUCGAAACGGAAUGAUUGUAACCCGGCCAAGGAGGCUGUGAUAGCCUCGGCAGCUGCUCUGGUUGCCGCACAAUGCGUUAAAGUGGCGGAAGCGAUGGGGGCUAAGGAGCAGCAGCUUGGCAGUGUUAUAGGUUCGGCCAUGAGUGGGACGAGUGCAAGUGAUAUCUUAACACUAACAGCUUCCGCUAACACAUCAUUAAAAGGAGUUGCUACACUUAAAGCAAGAACAGGAUGCAAGAACAGAUUCAAUAAUAGUGCUCCCAUCCUUCCAAUCGAGGACACCGAUGAUUUUCCGUUCGAGUUCGAGAAGUGCAGGUCAAUGCUGGCAAAGGGCACAGAGCUAGGCGUAGAAACACCAGAUGGGAAAUACAAGUUCAGAUCAGUGUCCAUAGUACUUGAUGGUGAAUCAAAGGUCAUUCUUAAACUAAGGAAGCUCAGCCUGUUAAAAAGCAAGAAAGAAUGCAUCGUACUGGACCUGCAUGCCGAGUUGUACCGAGAUCCCGAAGCCGAUGAGAUGACCGACACAUGCUACCUGAUCGUGUUUACGACGAGUUCCGGGACGAUUAAAAUAGACAUGGUGGAUGAUUACCAGUGUUAUAAGACAUGGGCAACCACCAUUAGUCACAUGCUCAUGCUGUCCACUUGUUUUACCAAAUAUCAACUUCCGUUCCACAAGAACUGAUGUUACUGUGUUUUUCGGUUAUUCGCUGCAUGUAUCGAUCGAUUUCGAAUACUUUUUUUUAUAGUAUUGUAUAUUGAUUUUACAUUGUUAUAA
This is a messenger RNA of Hibiscus syriacus, 1310 nucleotides long. RefSeq names its product VAN3-binding protein-like. The transcript is spliced from 8 exons. Lineage: Eukaryota; Viridiplantae; Streptophyta; Magnoliopsida; Malvales; Malvaceae. The coding region runs from base 45 to 1217 and encodes 390 amino acids. The record is from RefSeq and is a predicted model, not a curated record.